CUUCAGUUUUCAUCGUCAGGGGUGAAACUGCUCACUGGCUUUUGGUGAUUUUGUGACAAUAUUUGAAAAGUUCGAUUUUGUUGAAACGACCGGGACACGUGUAAACUCAAGCACAGGGGCGUUUCGGUCCCCGAUUAACGCUCCAUGAUCACGGUCACAUAUAGCUGGACAGAGCGCACAAGACGAAGGGUUUAGUGUUUAACAGACAUGAUCUAGUUCUGUUUGUUCUGACAACUGAGUAGGAAAGAAGUUUGAGGUUCGGAUGAGUGAGGCGAUGCGGCCACGGCACGACAAAACCCAUAGGAACAUAAGGUUUCUACUCUUAUGCCUCGCAGUGGUCAUCCUUGCACCAAGAGUAGACGCAGGCGGUGAGAAGCACAGCGGCCCCUGUGGAGGGAGGGACUGCAGCGGAGGGUGCAAAUGCUUCCCGGAGAAGGGCGCCAGGGGCAUGCCUGGCCCUCUCGGCCCCCAGGGGUCCCAGGGGCCGCUGGGUAGAGUAGGGGAGGCUGGCGUCGAGGGUCACAAGGGGGAAAAGGGAGACCGCGGACGAGGAGGCUUCAUCGGGCUCAAAGGAUCUGUGGGCAUGACCGGUGUUCCGGGGUUUUCCGGUAACGACGGCAUUCCUGGUCACCCGGGGCAGGCGGGGUCGAGGGGGAAGCCCGGUGCCGACGGCUGCAACGGAACACGCGGAGACUCUGGAACGUUGGGGCAACCAGGCUACGACGGACCACCGGGAUAUAACGGCCAGCCGGGGAGGAAGGGAGAGAUGGGAGAACCCCCCAAUCGGAGGGACACUAUGGAGCGUUUCAGGGGAGACCCAGGACAACCGGGUUUUCCUGGCUUGAUUGGUCCUCUGGGUAUUCCCGGCUUUCCCGGCUCCAAGGGCUUUAUAGGACCACAGGGCCCCGUAGGUUUCCAAGGCCCCAAAGGAGUCAAGGGCCCUAUGACCACAGUGCUGAAAGGACUGAAGGGAGACUCAGGGGAAAACGGGGAUCAAGGACCUCCGGGCAACUCCACCCACGAACUGAUCCAGCCCACCGACGAGAACCGCGGAAGUAAGGGUGAGAAGGGACUGAAAGGUGAAAGUGGUGAUCUGGCUGACAACCAAGGAGAAGUGGGUGUCAUGGGGUUCCCUGGAACACGGGGUCUCCCCGGUCAAAAUGGUCAACCCGGGCCCAGGGGUGACGCAGGUGAACCAGGUUAUCAUGGGAUAGAUGGUCAGAAGGGGGCCACCGGCGAUCCCGGACCAGUGCUCUCAAGUGGACUUUUCAACUGGGGGCGUGAGCAAGCCGGUCCCGCAGGCCCCUAUGGGGAGCUGGGUCCACAGGGGGAGACGGGGCAGAUUGGGGAAAAGGGCGUGCCUGGUCGCCCGGGACGACCAGCCAGUGGUCAACAGCAAGUGAGUCUGUUUGGUGCGUUUGGACCUAAGGGCUUUCAAGGAGAGGGAGGCCCAGAUGGAGAGUCAGGAAUCCCAGCCUCCAAACCGGGACCUCGAGGCUUCGAUGGCUUGCCUGGGUUCAGAGGGCCUCAGGGACCCAAAGGGUCAUGGGAAGAGCACUUCAGAGGACCCCCAGGGGGAAGAGGCCGUCCAGGUUUUGCCGGCGUUAAAGGAUAUAAAGGUGACCAUGGCCUGUGUGAGUGUAGUAUUGCCAGCUCUCCCCCAGGCCGGCCGGGCCCUGCUGGUAACCGUGGCGACCCCGGGAUGAGGGGCGAGUUUGGUCAGCUGGGCGACUCUGGGGAACCUGGACCCAGAGGCGGAUCAGGACUUCCUGGGUUCCCAGGGAUCUCUGGAUUGCCAGGGACAAAGGGCAUAAAGGGCCCAACUACAGAGGCCAAACUAAAAGGUUAUCCUGGUGAACCUGGGGAUCCAGGCCCCGCUGGCCAGACAGGCGUCCAGGGGGUUCCGGGGCGGAGUGGAAGUUUUGGCUUCCCUGGGGUUCGUGGUACUCCGGGCGACGGUCCAGUUGGAGAGCUGGGAGCUAAAGGCUUCCAAGGCCAGCCGGGUCAGCCUGGUCUGCCAGGGCUGGCUGGAGAACCCGGAAGGGUUUUAGGCUCCUCUAAAGGCAUCGCAGGGUUGCCAGGCGAUGCUGGAGAACCGGGUUUUAACGGUGUUGCUGGACUUCCUGGGAUCCCAGGAAGCUGUAUAUCCAGAGGAGGUGGAGGACAGAAUGCAACAGGCGACUGUGAUGCUGUCCCGGGUCCCCCCGGACAACCCGGACAGCCUGGACCAAUCGGGUUGGAAGGUAUCACAGGCCCUCCAGGACAGAAGGGCUCGGGGGGGGCUUUUGGGCCGGAUGGAUCCAAGGGUGAGGCAGGAGAGCAAGGCAGAGGAGGGCUACAAGGAAGACCAGGUUUCGUUGGCCCCCGUGGGGACCUGGGCCAGCCCGGGUCAAAGGGCGCGGUGGGAUCGCCGGGGGGGUCAGGCCGUACGGGUCGGGACGGGGAUACCGGGGAGAAGGGUUCUCACGGGGAGAUCUUUGGGGCCUCCACUGGAUCCCCUGGAGAGCCAGGCCUGCCCGGCCAGCAGGGGCUCAUAGGCUUCCCAGGAGACCCUGGCAAUAAGGGGUUCUCAGGGAUGGGUGGCAUGCCAGGCAUGAUUGGCUUUAAGGGACAGACAGGUCCUCCAGGCCUGCAGGGGGAGGAGGGCAGACCGGGCCCUGCUGGGACAUAUGGAUUUCCUGGUUUUCCAGGACAACCAGGCCUCCCCGGGCCCUCUGGAGUCUCUGGACAACCAGGUGUGACGGGUGAGAGGGGUACUCAAGGGGAUCCUGGAAGCCCAGGACUUUCAAGAGGACCGAAAGGGACCCAUGGGGGUUUUGGAGAAGAGGGGCCCAAGGGCCAGGAUGGGCGCCAGGGGGACCCGGGAAAUCCAGGCCACUCUGGGAAUCCAGGUCUGCCAGGAUACAAGGGUAUCAAGGGGUCACGUGGCAUGCCUGGGUUCGGAGGCAUGCCAGGCAACCUGGGGCAGAAAGGUUUCUCUGGGCAUAAGGGAGAGCCAGGUGUACCUGGGCAGACAGGCUACAAGGGCACCGAAGGCCAGUCUGGGAUCAAAGGUGACCGAGGUCUAGUUGGGCCGCCAGGCGACAAGCCUCACAUUCCUCGCCAAAUCAUUCAAGACAUGAAGGGAGCCAAGGGCGACUUUGGAAAAGUUGGAGAUCCAGGCUUCAUUGGAUCCAGAGGUCCAAAAGGUGUUCUCGGAGUUCCAGGGCGCGAUGGUUAUUACGGUCUCCCUGGAGAUCCCAGCGAUGUAAAGGGUCACCAGGGCGACCCGGGGGCACAGGGACUUCCUGGUCACAAGGGAUUGCCUGGAACACCCGGACCCCCAGGAAUUUCAGGCUUCCAGGGCAUGCCUGGCCACAGGGGAGAUAAAGGACACACUGGUUCCUAUGGACACACAGGAGAUUCAGGUGUAAAGGGUGUCAAAGGUGAGGAUGGCCUUCGUAUAGAUCUUCCUGGAUCCACGGGACUGAGAGGAGAGCUCGGUUUCAAGGGGUCAAAAGGCCAGAAGGGUUUCGGUGGACAGACAGGUGACAGGGGAGGCCCUGGUUUCCAUGGCAUCGAGGGCAAAAAGGGGGGCCCGGGGGAGCCUGGUGAAGGAGGACUGCAUGGCCCUGACGGGCAGCUUGGUUCCCCUGGUAACCAAGGUCAGAAAGGCUGGCCAGGUGUUCCCGGAGAUCCUGGGACACAUGGAACACCUGGCUACAACGGACAGAGAGGUUUCCCUGGUCUCAAAGGGAUAUUUGGAUUGGAUGGUCUAAAGGGCCAGAAGGGCAUUCCUGGCAUCGCAGGUCUGGAUACGUACGGACCAGCUGGCAACACUGGGCCCAGUGGGGAAAGAGGAGAGACAGGAGAUCCCAACACAGAAGUGGGUGUUCCUGGCACUGUGGGCCUGAAAGGCGUCCAAGGACCACCAGGUGACGAGGGCCAGCCUGGCCCCCCUGGUUUCAGUGGGCCCCAAGGUCCAGAGGGGACCCCCGGCAGACUCGGACCCUCUGGAGACCCUGGUUUCCCUGGCCGACAGGGCUUCCCAGGUUUCCCGGGCCAGAGGGGUGUUCCGGGCCAGUCCUCCUCACUGGGAGAGAAAGGUGUUCUCGGUCAGAGUGGAUUCCCAGGGUUCCCUGGUCAUAAAGGCCACAAAGGAGACCAAGGGCCGCAUGGAUACAGGGGGCAGAGUGGCAUUUCUGGGAAGAAAGGAGUCAAAGGAGAGCAAGGAAUGAUGGGACUUCCUGGUAGGUCAGGUACCCAGGGCAACCCAGGGCCAAGCGGCCCGAAAGGAAACACUGGACCCACUGGUUUCCCUGGUGCCCAAGGUAACCAGGGCCCCGUCCCGCUGCCCCCUAGAGUGCCAGGAGAGAGGGGCCCCCCAGGGCCAAAAGGCAUCCUGGGACCACAGGGGUCACAUGGGGAAUCAGGGCCAAAGGGACCCGCUGGAAAUCCAGGGCUCAUAGGUCCCCAGGGGCAAAGGGGCAUGCCAGGAGUAGGGGGUCGACCAGGUAUCCCGGGGUUCCGUGGAGAGUUUGGUCCGCCGGGACGCCCUGGUCUGCAGGGCCAGGAAGGUUACCGUGGCAUCCCUGGUAUCACUGGGUUACCCGGCAUGCCUGGUCGCAGCGUGAGUGUUGGUUACCUGCUGGUGAAGCACAGCCAAUCAGAUACGACAACUAUGUGUCCGGACAGCAUGGCCAAGCUGUGGGAUGGGUACAGUCUACUAUACUUCGAAGGCCAGGAGCAGGCCCACAAUCAGGACCUGGGUCUGGCUGGCUCCUGCUUGCCUCGGUUCAACACCAUGCCCUUCCUGUACUGUAACCCUGGAGACGUAUGCUAUUACGCCAGCCGCAAUGACAAAUCCUAUUGGCUGUCCACCACCGCACCUCUGCCCAUGAUGCCGGUGGAGGAGGAGGGGAUCAAGCCUUAUAUCAGCCGCUGUACAGUGUGCGAAGCGCCGUCGGUCGCCAUCGCUGUCCACAGCCAGGACAUCACCAUCCCACAAUGCCCUGUGGGCUGGCGCAGCCUUUGGAUUGGCUACUCCUUCGUAUUGCACACAGCGUCGGGUAACCAGGGUGGAGGCCAGUCCCUGUCAUCUCCUGGCUCCUGCCUGGAGGACUUCCGCACCACGCCGUUCAUCGAGUGUAACGGUGCCAAGGGCACCUGUCAUUACUUUGCCAACAAGCAGAGCUUCUGGAUGACCUCCAUAGACCAGUCCUUCCAGGAGAAACCAGCCCCUGAGACCUUGAAAGCGGGCCAGCUGCUUUCCCGCAUCAGCCGUUGCCAGGUCUGCAUGAAGAACCUGUGACCUAAGACUGAUCCGCACCUCCUGUCUAAACAUUUGACCCUGUGAUGUCAGCAGCUGUGAGAGAACCUUAGUGAUAUGAUUUAUUGUGACAGUGUAUCCUUCUGGGUAGGUUUUGCCCUAGGGACUAGUUUGUUGGGACUAAAUCAGAUCCUAGAUCCUUGAUCUGUGCCUAUCAAUUAGAGGGAGGUCUGAAAGCUGGGCUGAGGUCAGUGACUGGGGAAAACUUCCACCCUGCUCCUCCAACACUGCAUGUAGACCCCAGGACUGUGUGAGUGAUGAGGCUUGCAGAGCCUUAGUCCCCUGUAGAUACAAACUCCAACAUGAAGUCAACAACAGAAAUACAAAAUUAAUGUUUUUGCCAGUGUUUUUUUUUAUAUAUAUAUAUGUUUGAGAUGGUGCUUACUCUCUAACUUAUUACCUCAGCAACUAUGUUAUACACCAACGAUGUUUAACUGAUCACAUUUAGAACAUACAGCUGAAUAAACCAAAGAUGCCCAUGUGUAUGCACUGCUUUGAACACUACUCAUUUAUAUAGUAUGCUGAUGUUUUCUUCAGGCGUAAUGCAUUAGACAAUACCACUAACAAACUGCAUCCUUUAGUUUUUUUAUAAUCACUUGAAGCAGGAAGAACUCUCAAAAAGAUACACUGAUCUUAAUUUUGUAAACUUGGCAUAUAUACAUUUGUUUUUCACAUGCAAAAUGCACUGAUUGUCCUGUAUUUAUAUCUUCUAAAUGAACUUGAUUUUAUUUUCAUGCUCAGAACUAGAAACAUUCAUGAGACCCAGUCCUGCCCACAAACGUACACCACAUGACUUCUGUCCCGUUUCCAACUUGUCUUCUACAAACAGUGAGAGCUGAAACAGCACACGAGAGUGUAAACAAGCUUGAUCAAAGGUCUAAUCUCCGAUUUGUGAUUAAAGCUGUGCUUUGCUUUGUCAGCAGCCCUUAUUCAGUUCAGCAUACUUUUCUAAAGUGUCAGAAGUUGCUGAAUUGUGCCACUUAAAACAUUAGUUAUUUUACUCUUUAUAGUUUUUUUAACUUUUACAGUAAUUUAACAAUAACAAAAUAAAUGUAUGUUUAUGAUAAAUAAAUGUUGUUUGGGUAUUUUGAUUCA
This is a messenger RNA of Hypomesus transpacificus, 6403 nucleotides long. It is a transcript of the gene col4a2, whose product is annotated as collagen, type IV, alpha 2. NCBI's taxonomy places the organism in Eukaryota, Metazoa, Chordata, Actinopteri, Osmeriformes, Osmeridae. The transcript has 47 exons. Gene Ontology annotation, molecular function: extracellular matrix structural constituent. Bases 263 to 5290 code for a protein of 1675 amino acids. Gene Ontology annotation, cellular component: basement membrane; collagen trimer. The record is from RefSeq and is a predicted model, not a curated record.